Messenger RNA from Aspergillus wentii DTO 134E9, 1280 nucleotides. RefSeq names its product aldo/keto reductase family protein. NCBI's taxonomy places the organism in Eukaryota, Fungi, Ascomycota, Eurotiomycetes, Eurotiales, Aspergillaceae. Gene Ontology annotation, molecular function: oxidoreductase activity. The record is from RefSeq and is a predicted model, not a curated record. Bases 97 to 1140 code for a protein of 347 amino acids. The transcript has 2 exons.
CCAUUCCGCUCCCUCCCAACCAACCCACCUCCGAACCUCAACUCGCUGAUCAGCUGCCAUUGACACACACAGACAUCCUUGUUGACAUCCCUGAAAAUGCCUUUGAUUGCGCAGAACUUCAUGCCAAGGGUCAUCCUCGGAUUGAUGACCUUUGGACCGGAUGAGUCCCAGGGCGCUCGAAUCACCUCCCUCGACGACUAUAAUAAGUGCCUGGAUUAUCUGCAGCAAAAAGGCUAUAAUGAAGUCGACACCGCUCGGAUAUACGUCGGAGGCCAACAAGAAGCCUUCACGGCCCAGGCGAAAUGGAAGGAGCGUUUCCUGACCCUAGCAACCAAAUGGUAUCCCAAGACCCCCGGCGAUCAUAAGCCUGCCGUCCUGCGCGAGAACUUCGAGCUUUCCUUGAAGGAGCUGGGCACGGACAAAGUCGAUAUCUUCUACCUGCACGCCCCUGAUCGUUCUGUCCCGUUCGCUGAGACCCUCGAGGCUGUCAAUGAGUUACACAAGGAGGGAAAGUUCGUCAAUUUGGGACUGAGUAAUUACACAGCGUUCGAGGUCGCUGAGAUAGUCACGAUUUGCAACGAAAGAGGCUGGGUGCGCCCAACCAUCUACCAGGCAAUGUAUAAUGCCAUCACACGCUCAAUCGAGACCGAAUUAGUUCACGCUUGCAAACGCUAUGGAAUUGACAUAGUGAUCUACAACCCGCUUGCUGGCGGCCUCUUCUCGGGGAAAUACAAGACGAAGGAUGUACCCGAGGAAGGUCGUUAUAGUGACAAAGCCGCAUCCGGGGCGUUGUACCGCAGCCGUUACUUCAAGGACGCAACGUUUGAUGCCCUGAGAAUCAUCGAGCCCGUUGUAGAAAAGCAUGGAUUGACCCUGCCGGAAACCGCACUGCGCUGGGUCCGUCACCACUCGGCGCUCAACAUGAAGGAUAAUGGUCGUGAUGGGAUUGUCGUUGGUGUGAGCAGCCUGGCGCAGCUGGAAAGCAAUCUUCGAGACAUUGAAAAGGGUCCACUGCCCGAGGAAGUGGUUGAGGUUUUGGACAAGGCGUGGCUGAUCGCAAAGCCAACGGCCCCCAACUAUUGGCAUCUCGAUUUGAAAUAUAGCUAUGACACUCGAGCUUUAUUCAAACCUACCGCUUGAAGGAUCGCUGGCCAACGGUUGUCGAAUUAUUGAGUAUGCUGGGCGUUCAAGGCUGAGCUGAAGAUACGAUUCUCGCUUGGAAACAGUUCAUGAUCUCCAGGGGUACUUAAUCUAUUAGAAUUCCUAUUCCAGCCAGGCAU